Molecule: messenger RNA, 249 nt
Organism: Aphanomyces astaci
Lineage: Eukaryota; Oomycota; Saprolegniomycetes; Saprolegniales; Verrucalvaceae
Exons: 1
Coding region: 1-249 (82 amino acids)
Source: RefSeq, a predicted model, not a curated record
AUGGACGCUCAGUACGACCUGCGCGACCUUCAUGACUUCUCAUACAAAGAGGUAAUGAAGGUGACGUGUGAUGAAGACGCCACCGUCACGUGGUGCUUAAAAGUUGGCCUGUUCAAGAAAGUCAUGCUCUGCCCAAAGUGUGAUGGCGCCAUGACCAUGUCCCUCCCAACAAAGCGUUGGCGCUGCCGCCGGUCUGCUUGUGGCGAUGUCCAGCGAAGCAUCAAGGCGGACUCGCUCUUUGUCAAGUAA